UUUUAAUUUAUCAAGCAAUGAAGAAAAAACUUUGGACAGCCAUUCAAUUUUCAUUGGUGUAUCUAAUCUAAAAGAGGAUGUUUUAAUUCGAUGAUAACAACUCGUUCAACAAAUUUCUAUAUAUUUCUCGAAUGCAGCCAUAUUAUAUGCACGCGCACACCGACAUACGCACAUGAUGCACACGCAGUGCGCGUGAAAUCCAAUGUCGUCAUCGUCCAUGAAUAUAUAUAUUAUCGAACGAGAGUGGAGUAAGAAACUAGGAACGGAAAAGGGAAAAUUGGCGAGUUAUGCUACUUGAUCCCGUUGAUCCCGAAAUUAAUUUAGAUUGACGGAAUAUGAAAAUAUAUUAGUGUCCGCAAGCUGUGCGUGUGUGCGCGUAUAUACAUAUAUGUAUGUGACAAGCGUGGGUCCACGUAUGUCAAGAGUGCUUUUAAUCGUCGAACAUGCGUCGACGCUCCGACGUUCAGCCUUGCCAUCUCCGUCGAUGGCACAUGCACGAAAUGUCAACAUUUAUUGUUAGAGGUAUUGAAGUAUCCUCUUAUCUAAAUACGAUGUGUUAUAUGAUAAGAUCUGUGGUAUAAGCAGGAAGGAACUUUGCAAUGAUUCAUUUUACAAAAUAUAAUUGGGAUCAUGUAAAGUGACACUGAGACAUAAUAUUACAUAGCUUAUUUAGUCGUAAAAUAAAUUACAAAAAAGACAACAAUGGGUUCUAUCGCUCUAGAGGAGUACGAGUUAAUGAAAGACUCGAAAUAUCGAGUCUAUGUGUCCGCUGUUGACAAGGCUUUAAAAAGCUUUGAAUAUACGAGUGAAUGGGCAGAUCUUAUUUCUGCGUUAGAGCUUAACAAGGUGUUGCUAAGUCAUAUGAAGUUUCCUGUUAUUCCAAGGAGAAUUAAAAUAUCAAAGAGACUAGCCCAAUGUAUGCAUCCAGCAUUACCUUCUGGUGUUCAUUUGAAAGCUUUAGAAACAUAUGACAUUAUUUUUAAGUGUAUGGGCACUAAUAGACUCAGUCAUGAGCUUUUUAUUUAUAGCGCAGGACUGUUUCCAUUGUUGGGUCAUGCCGCUAUGAAUGUCAGACCAUCAUUGUUAACAGUAUACGAGACACACUUUGUGCCACUUGGUGAAAGAUUGAGGCCAGGACUAAGCGGUUUUUUAAGCGGUGUUCUUUUAGGCUUAGAAGAUGGAUCUGAUCAUUUCGAUAGGACAAAUUCCUUACUGGAAAAAGUGUGCGAUGGUGUGGGUGCGGAACACUUUUAUGCAUGUCUCUGGGAUUGCUUAGCUUCAAAUUCUGGUAUUCGCUUGCCUGCUAUAUCAUUUGUGCUAGCACACUUCAACAAGAAACUGUCAAUGGAGGAGCAAAGAUACAUUAUGGGUACUAAUAUUAAAAUUAUGGUAUCAGCCUUAUGCGCAGGAGUACAAGACACUUCGGUGCUAGUGCAAAGAAGUGCACUUGAUUUUUUAUUAAUAGGUUUUCCUAUACAUAACAGUCAAUUGACACAUCAAGAUAUGAUAUUAUUAAUCAAAGCUGCUUUAGUUACUAUAUUGCGAAGAGACAUGAGCUUAAACAGGCGUUUGUUUGCCUGGUUAUUGGGUACUGAAGUGAGUACAUCGAUUUUAAAGAAAAAGAACCACAUAACUGUGGACACCAAGGAGGAUUCUGUAACAUAUUUCGAUACGUAUUCGAAAGAAAUGCUAGUCGAAGCGAUAAAAUGUCUGCUUAAAGAAGUGUGUGAAGAAAAUUCACAGGAUUUGAAGCCAUAUAGAAUACUUGUUUCGUUACUCGAUAAAGUGGAUAUUGGACCAGUAAUUUUGGACGAUAUUUUGUUUGAAGUGUUUAGGACAUUUUAUAAUGCCUGUAAACAAUCUGCACUGAAUCACAUACCAAAAACGAAUGAAGUAGUGAAAUCUGCGAAUCUGUUAUUUUCGACAUUGGAACCAUCAUACAUCUGGAUACAUUGUGGACAUUUAUUCGGAAAGGCCUGUAAUACAAGAGCAAAAACACAGGUUAUUAUAGAGGAUGCUACUGUAAAAACUGUUGGUAGUGGAAUGCCAAAUUUAGUAGAAGUGUGCAUACUAACGGAAUUCUUACUCGAGACGGUAUCAUUAGAUGCAUUCAUAGACACUCCAUCUGAGCACCUUCCUGGUUUGUUUUACGAAAUAACCAACAAGCUUUUAUAUCAUAUUAAUAUUUUGUCUUCGAUGGAGAUCUCGAAAAGUCUGAAAUUAUGCGCCAAGAUUUUGUCGAAGGUACAACCGACGAUGGUGACGACUCAUGCGGACAAGUACGAAGUAGAUACCAAAGUAGAAACAUCUCUGAAUAACAUUACAGUUCCUAGUGAUAAUUCCCUGACGGCGAUUCCUUUGGAAAAAAGUCAGUCGGAUAGCAAGUUGAAUAAGCCCGAUAUAUCCGGUAUCUCCUUCGCGGAAAAGAGUCCAAGUACGAGAAGAAGAGCUAAUUCCGGCGGCGCCGCUAAGAGGAGCGAAAAAAAGUCGAAGAAGAAGGGAAGUAAAAGCACUCCCAAGUUAACUGAUACGUACACCAUACAAGCCGACGGUACCAAUAUAUCGGUUGUAGUAAGCGAGGAUGCGAAAUCUUUGCCUAGGAAUAAAAGCAUGGACGACAUUAAAGCAAGCUGUGUCGAAAACGAAAUAAGCUCUUCCUCGAACAGUAAAUUGACCACCACGUCAAAACAUUUUACGAACGUCAGUCCAAUGGGAUCGACAGGAUCCUUAUGUAGGGGACCAUCUCCGGCAUUCCAGGCACAGCAUUCCAUGUUGGAAAAGUGCCUCCGUCAAUAUGAAAUAUUUUACGUCAAGUUAAUUAGCAAUCGAAUACUUAGCAAGGAGAGAACUGUGCAAGAUAUGUUCAAUCACUUGGUAGUAUCUUGCCCGAGAAAGAGUUUCGACGAGAGGAUGCGUUGCUUGGAACUCCUGCUGAAUUCCAGAUUAAAUACAGACGACUCAGGAUUCUUUAGUCAAGAUGCAUCUGUAAUCGAAGAUACCAAGUGCCUGGAUAUUUUUCACCUGUUCCUUGAUAUCGCAACGCAUUCGGAAUGGAACGAGGCCAUGAAAAUAGCGUCCAGCUUAUUCGUGGAGUUGUCCACGUUUCCAAAAUACUUCCUGCCCGGCGACGAUGUACUCGUAGAGGAAGAACCCAAGUUCGAGCACGUUCUUCCAGAUUGGUUGAAAGUCUUGAUAGUCUGUUCCUGCUGGUUACAGAAGCAACCAGCGUUACAAUUAACGAGCAUAGCCACAUUAUUGGACUUAGUGGCGUUGUUGAAGGCCCAUAACGACAUCGAGACGCAUCCAAAGAGUGGAGAAGGUAUAACGGCAGUGAUCAUGGUGCCGUUGUUGAAACAAUGGCACGUAACUUACUUAAUGCAAUAUACCAAUGUAUUUCAGGUAUUGGCGCAUUCCUUGUGGCAUCAUUUGGGCGAGCUUCCCGCCCAUAAGUUUAGGAUGCGUUGCGUAGAAUUGUUGCACGAGUUACAUCAUGCUUUAUACAAUUCCUGCGACGCGGUCGAGGACUUAAUAGGAUCUGCGCCCUCCGAGAAUCCUGAAAGAAAGAUCGAAGCAUUCGGCAGAUUUGCCACUUUAUGGCACUUAGGACGAGAAAUCGAAACGAAUCCGCGGCUGCGCGGCUGUCUCAGAAUUUUCGACCAAUCAUUGUUAAAAAUGCUGGACAAUCUUCAACUUGCGGACAACUCGCCGUUAAAACUACUAGCUCAAUCGUGGUUAUUACAUUCCUUGAUGCGCGGCGACAUAUCGCGUGUAAUAGAUCCCUUGUUGACAAUACUCUUAGAUCCAUCCACAUGUCGUAUGAGCGUCCUCCACGUGAGUAUACAACACAGUAAUACCGUCCUAACGAAAAACGACCCGGUGGAGGAAAAAUCGGAGAUUCAGGACGAUACGGAAGGUGCCGCAAAAAUUUAUGCGAUUAGUUCGGUCGACGGCAAUGUGAUAUAUCACGUGAGCGAUAACGUGGAUGAGGAUAAAAAAUGGAAGAAGGGUAAGAAGAAGAAACAGACGAUAAAUCCCGUGAAAAUAAAACGGAUUUUCGCCGUGACGACGUUAGCGAGUGGUGAUAAUUGCAAUCACUAUGUCACGGAAAGAAAUCAGUUUAUGAAGGAACUCGAGGUGCCGCCUAGCAUAUCCGGCAAUCGCAAGAUCUCCGUAUUCGUGAAUCCUCUCUCAAUCAAUUGUAAUGAAAACUCAAACGAUUCCUUGACGGAGGACGACUCGCUGCCCAGUAUACGUAAGGCAAACUUGACGACGGCAUUGCUUAAAAAUGCCACACGUUUCAAGAAGAUAGAUUUCGAUAAAGGUUCCACUGCCAGUUUAGAUGAGAGUCUUUUCGAAUCGGCAAACUCUUCUAGUUUGAAAGCGAAAGAUAAGAAUAACUUCAAAAAGCUCAACGACGACGUCGACUCGUCUCUGGAUUCUAUAACGAAUAGCUUGGACUCGAGCAGUCCCGAAGUAACUAAUAAACAACCCAAACAGAAGAAGGAACCCGUCGUGAACGCCCUACCGGGUGGUUCCAGAGAAGUUGCGGGCACCAUCAUGAAAGGCAGAUAUUACAGUACGAACGAAUUUAACACGAAUUACGAUCACGAAAUGAUCGGUAGUUUCGAAGCGAGUGCGGAGGUGCCCAGUUGGACGAUGGACGACGACGAAGACGGCGAUCUGGAUGUUAGCACCACCGCGGAAGAAUACUUUAGCAAUUCCAGCAGCGCCAGUAUAGUCGAAGAGAUUCUGAACGAGGUGCUCGAUCGCGCAAUGCAAUUGUGCGACAUUGCCGAACCACCAAAGAGUGAGGAAGUUCAGCAGCAUCCCGCAAAAACUAAUCGAACUAAUGUCGGUCUGGGUGUUCACAAUCUUCACUCCCACAUGUUGCUCUACUGCGGAGUUUACGAUUCGGCCAGAACCCUUUACGCUUUACGCACGCUCAGGAACGAACUUUUGACAAAUACGCGAAUGUUUCUGUGUUGUGCGGCGACGACAGGUGUGGCGAAUGCGACGAAGAAUACAGUGCUGUUAAAUCUACUGGCGAGGCAUCGGAAAAGUGUUUUCGGUAGAAACUUUCAUGGUGAUAUAGCUAACACGGAAUUUAUAGCCGCUUAUAGAAGCAGUAUGUAUCUCGAGGUCUUGAUAAGCGUGUGCCUGUACUUUGCGAGAAGCUAUUAUCCAAAUCUCGGACAGAUGAGGCUUACGUAUGAAGAAAUUGCGGGUAAUCGCCAGGUACAACUUGCAAGUGCAGAAUUACUGACGCUAAUAUUUUCCGAAUUAAUCCCAAUUGUUCGCGAUUCUGGGAAAGGUUUCAGUUGCUACAUAGUCGACCUACUGACUAAAUGUAAAGUACAAAAGGUUGCUCUACACUGUCUCGUGUCCAGUGUUAUGAGUAUGAAAAACGCUCAUAAAGAGAAUGAAGAUGUUUUCACAUUCACCGAAGAAAUUGUACUAUUUAACGAUCCGUUUAUCGAUAACGAUGUUAACAAAUGUAAAUAUAGAGCGAGCGAUCAUACAGAAGCUUUCCAGAUACAAUUAUUACGGUUGUUGUUGGCAUUAAUUAUGUUGGAACAUCAGUGUAGUAAUCAAAAAGGAGAAGAAAUUAAUCCAACGACGUCGUCUAUACCAAGUUCACCGACAAGGACUACGAAUUUAAUCGGGAACAAUCUGAAAUAUAUUUCUGGAGCAGCGAUUCCACAGCAACCGAUGUUUCUCGCUAGUAUCCUUAGUGCACUGCAACUGGAUCAUAUGAGGCAUCUUCAUCAACAUUGGACAACUCUUGUCACGUCCAGUCUCCCUUUUAUGGGAUCAUCUUUAACGUCUGUUGUAACAUCAGUUAUUCAUCAACUGUGCAACAAUAUUGAACACCUAGCGUCGUAUUAUAUUAAUGAGGAGGCGGCAUCAAAGUUACAAGAUAUAACCACGGUAGAAUGCUGUUUGCCCGCGGAUUAUACAGUGACACAUCUCGAGGCUUUGACAUACUUACUGCACUAUUGUCUAUUGGAUACCUCCCAGCAAAUUGGAUUCUCGUUUAAUCAGCCGCUAAGUGGUACAAUACAAACAGGAAUUCCUGGUGCUAAUCCCGGACAGAUCUUCAAUAAUCUCAUACAUGUUUUUAUGCCGAGUCCACUUUCUCCGGAUCUAUCCACAACGAAGGAUAAAACUGGCGCAACUGAACUGCAACAACACGCCAGAAGAACAGCGUUGAGUCAUUUACCGAGAAUAAUAGCAUCCUUAUCUGCCUUAUGGCAAGCAGUUCUAGCAACAAAAGACAACGAACAAGCAAGUUGCGUGGUGGGCAGUCCGAGAAUAGUGAAAUAUCAAUUGUUGGAACUCUUAUCCCCAAUCUCUUUCCAUCACGGAGCCAACUUUUUGGCUGCGGUCGCGGUUGCUUGGCACGAAAGGCGCCAACCAUCCACUGCGUCAAAGAAGAUACUUCCAGAAGCUUGUCCCAAUCAACAAGUGAUGGUUCAUUUGGUUAGUGCUAUUCGUGUGAUGCCGAUUGACACUUUGGUGCACACCGUGCAUCAAGUAGUGAAAACGCCACCGCCGAUACACGGAAUCAAACAGGAUUUCUCACUAGAAGUCUCAGUGCUAGAAUUACUUUACAUAUAUAUGCAGAGUAAUACGUCGCAGUCGCUUAUCGAGUCUUGGGCGUCCUUACUUAGUUUAUUGAAAGAUGGUUUAUCGCUAACGGCACCCGCUCAAUUUCUCUUGCUGGCUAUACUGAACGAAUAUGUACAAAAGUGUCCGCCUAUGCAAGAGAAAAAGGAUAUCAAAGAUUUACAAGAUGUAUCUGCAAAGCUGAUAGAAUCGUGUUCACAAAUAGCUGGUGCGUGUCUAGAGCAAACAACGUGGCUAAGAAGGAAUUUAGCCGUUCGAGAAGAUGUAUUCGAAGUAGUGGAAGGCUCUUCGGAAGGUAAAGAGGGAAAAAAUGGUGCUGUAACACCUGGAACUCCACCUAAUGCAGCAUACAGUGUUCAAGCGCAAGCAGUAUUAGCAGAAAUACUCGCGCCAUUAUUGGACGUUAGUUAUGGUUCACAAGAAAAAGAACGUGUUGUAACGCUGCUAACAAAUCUCAUGUAUAACGUUACACCUUAUCUGAAAAAUCACACUAUGAAGAAUAUCGCUUCAUUUACCGCUUGUUCUCAAUUAUUGGCUUCCUUGUCGGGAUAUCAAUACACGAGGAAAGCAUGGCGCAAAGACGUUUUAGACUUGUUACUCGAUUCGGCCUUCUUCCAAAUGACACCGUCCUGCCUACCGUACUGGAGAACUAUAAUAGACAAUCUAAUGACGCAUGAUAAUACUACCUUCAGAGAUUUAAUGAAUCGCGUGUCCAUGGCUCAAGGCAGCGGAAUCAGUAUAUUUUCUUCAAAGGAACAAGAGUAUGAGCAGAAAGCGCAGCUCUUGAAGCGAUUGGCGUUCGUCAUUCUUUGCAGCGAGAUGGAUCAAUAUCAUAAAUAUAUGCCAGAGAUACAAGAACGCUUAGCAGAUAGUCUACGCCUACCUCAAGUGAUCCCGUCUAUUCAGGCACAAGUAUUUCUAUGUUUUCGCGUAUUGCUAUUGAGAAUGUCGCCGCAACACGCGACGUCCUUGUGGCCAGUCAUAGUUAGCGAACUUGUUCAAGUCUUUCUUUAUAUCGAGCAAGAAUUGAGUACGGACAGCGAAGAGUUCAGUCGUCAUAGCAGCUCGCAUAUUAAACUGCUAUCUGCCUUGGACUCAUCGUGGGCUAUCAACGCCAGCAAUGGACUUCAAGCACACGGACAUCCUCACUGGUUGCAACUGCAACUAGCUGCUGCCAAGCUGCUGGACCUCGCGCUACUGUUGCCCGCGCACAGAUUACCGCAAUUUCAGAUGUAUAAAUGGGCAUUCGUUGGAGACGCAGCAGCAGGAAAUGUAGAUAACAAUAAUCUAUCCUCGGACUUUGUACCGCACAUUACGAGAAUAGCGAAAUUGAUGGAUAGCAAGUUCAAACCAGACGGUCCAUCGCCCAAAAGGAAUCCAGGAGAGCUUUUACUGACAUCAAAUAACGUUCGCUCUCUGCAAGAUUUGCAUCACUUUUUCUCAAGUCUUAGUCGCGCCACAUGUGACACGUACGUGCCGAUAAAUAACACACAAUUAGAGACUGUAAUCGAGCAGGACUUCCUUGAAAAAAUGCCAACCAUGCCAGCGAGAUAGUAGGGAUGUGUAAAAGUAUAUAAAUAAUUCGUCUCUCAAUCAGGAAGCGUAACAAAUAUGUCGUUUGAAAAGUUUAUCCUUUGAUAUAUUUAUAUAAAAAUAUAUUAUAAGAUAUUUCGCAUUCACGCCGCAUUUAAAAGUACUCUGUCUAUACGUAAAUAUUACAUAUUGUUGUAUAAACACAAUUAGAAUGCAGAUAUCUAGGAAACACGCGCCGACUGCUCCUAACUCUUGCUGUUAAAAUAUAGACGUCCGAUUAAAAUAUUUGCUUAAAAGAGAAAGGAAGAAAGAAGUUAAUCAUAUUUUGA
Messenger RNA from Nylanderia fulva, 8489 nucleotides. The record is from RefSeq and is a predicted model, not a curated record. Lineage: Eukaryota; Metazoa; Arthropoda; Insecta; Hymenoptera; Formicidae.